GCAAGCUCAGUCCUAGCUAGCUAGAGGAGGAGGAGAGGACAUGGCAGCACUCGUCACCCCAGCUGCGUCCUUGGUGUCCGAGCUGAUGGUGCAGGGCCGGCAGUCCGCCGCCGUCCUCGAGGCCCUGCUCCAGGACGCGCCCCCCACGGAGCACGCCGGGAUCCGGGAGCUUGCCGCCGAGAUCCUCCGCUGCUGCGACCGCGCGCUCGCCGCGCUCCACCACGGCGGCGUGGCCGACGGCGGUGACAGCGGCAGGAAGCGCAAGUCGGGCGCAGCCGCGCAGACGAGGCGGGACAAGAGGGCGCGCGCGAGCGGCGGAGAGGCGGCGGCGGCGGCGAAGAGAGUCGAGAAGAAGAGGACGGCGGAGGACGGCUUCAUCUGGAGGAAGUACGGGCAGAAGGAGAUCCUCAACAGCAAGCACCCGAGGCUCUACUUCAGGUGCACCUACAAGGACGACAGCGGCUGCCCGGCCACCCGGCAGGUCCAGAUGUCGGAGGACGACCCCUCGCUCUUCGUCAUCACCUACUUCGGCCACCACACCUGCUGCGCCGACGUCGCCGCCGCCGCCGGCGCAGCCUCCGACGAGGUCAGUGACAUCGGGGAGACGCGUCCGUUCGUCAUCAACUUCGGCUCCUCGUCCUCGGACGAUUACUGCGUUGGCCAGAGCGAGGCCUCAUCACGCUCGUCUUCGCGGAACGGGUGCAAGCUGGAGGGAGGAAACGGGGAGGAGGAGCUCCGACCCAUGGCGGCCAAGGUUGAGGCAGCGUCACCAGACUUGCAGCCCGCGGCGGAGCCGUGCUCGUCCGGCGACGCUUCGUGUGCCUCCCUUCCAUGGGACUGGGAUAUCUUCAACGACACCUCGUUCGAUGAUGUUAGCGAUUUUUUUCCAUUUUGAUGGCACUGCUUUGUACCAAUAGGAGGGUUUAUUUUCUUGUCUGUGAUAGGUGUGGCAGGCAGAUAUAAUUUUGUGAUGGACGUGUUUCUAUAUUU
This is a messenger RNA of Lolium rigidum, 990 nucleotides long. Its product is annotated as transcription factor WRKY45-1-like. Gene Ontology annotation, biological process: regulation of DNA-templated transcription. Gene Ontology annotation, molecular function: sequence-specific DNA binding; DNA-binding transcription factor activity. Bases 41 to 895 code for a protein of 284 amino acids. Lineage: Eukaryota; Viridiplantae; Streptophyta; Magnoliopsida; Poales; Poaceae. The record is from RefSeq and is a predicted model, not a curated record. The transcript has a single exon.